GCGAGCAUCAAAAGGGGCAACAGCCCCACAGCAACACACAUAACAACCCAAAGUCAUGGAAGUCGGCGAUUUUCAUCAUAUACGCACCGUUGACGCCAAAUCGGCGCCACCCAGCAGCACCGUUUUCGACGAACGUCUAGACCGCAUCGAGCAACAAAUCAACGCGCUGUUCAAAAACCGUUACCGCAAGAACAGUUCAUCCACACUAACGGAUCGCAAUAGCGUCCCGACUUCAGGCUUGUGUUGGUACCACAGCAAAUUUGGCAACGCCGCCAGGAAAUGUCGCCAACCGUGCUCGUUUUCAUCCGAACCAAAAAACUAAAACAGUCUUCGGAUUCGGCGGACAAAUUCGAAAAAGACCACAACACAAUUGCCCGCCUCGCAAUCAACGACAAUUACUCCAAAACUCAAUUUCUCAUCGACACCGGCGCCGACAUUUCAGUGAUGCCACCCUGCAGAAUCGCAAAAACUAUGCUCACUCCAAAGCUUCUUUUCGCCGCCAAUGGUACGAAGAUACAAACCUAUGGAGAAAAACGCAUAACAUUGUCGCUGGGAUUGGGACGAAACUUCGUUUGGACCUUCGUAUUAGCUGACGUCAACUGCGCUAUCAUUGGAGCCGAUUUCCUUCAACAUUCCCCGUCCGAUUUCCUCGUCGAUAUGAAACGACGCAAACUCAUCGAUCGAGCUACGCUGCACGAAUCAACAUGUCACGCGUCUCAACGUAAAAUCAACGCGAUUUUAUCCUACGACACGAGCAACCAAUACGCUAGGUAUGCUUCCAGCAGAGCCCGAAGUAACGCACAUCAUCUCGACUAA
Molecule: messenger RNA, 816 nt
Organism: Drosophila ananassae
Lineage: Eukaryota; Metazoa; Arthropoda; Insecta; Diptera; Drosophilidae
Exons: 1
Coding region: 280-816 (178 amino acids)
Biological process (GO): proteolysis
Molecular function (GO): aspartic-type endopeptidase activity
Source: RefSeq, a predicted model, not a curated record